AUGUCUAUACCUAUAUAUGACUACUUGACUAUACUAUGUUCUUAUAUUCUAUACUUAUACUACCUACACUUUAUCUUAUUAUCACUUUAUUACUUUAUUACUUUAUUACUUUAUUACUUUAUUACUUUAUUACUUUAUCACUUUAUCACUUUAUCUUUACUACUUCUUCUAUACCUAUAUACUUCUAUACUUCUAUACUAUAUGUGUGUAUCUUAUACUUUGACUUAUACCUUAAUACUUUUAUACUUUUAUACUUUUAUACCUUUAUACCUUUAUACCUUUAUACCUUUGUAUCUUUAUAGACUUCUUUAUUUCUGUAUUUAUAUAUCAAAGCAUUCGUGCCCGAGUGGUCUAAGGGGGGCGAUUUAA
Messenger RNA from Entamoeba invadens IP1, 369 nucleotides. RefSeq lists its product as hypothetical. NCBI's taxonomy places the organism in Eukaryota, Evosea, Mastigamoebida, Endamoebidae. The transcript has a single exon. The record is from RefSeq and is a predicted model, not a curated record. Bases 1 to 369 code for a protein of 122 amino acids.